Messenger RNA from Sinocyclocheilus grahami, 588 nucleotides. RefSeq names its product GON-4-like protein. Gene Ontology annotation, biological process: regulation of DNA-templated transcription. NCBI's taxonomy places the organism in Eukaryota, Metazoa, Chordata, Actinopteri, Cypriniformes, Cyprinidae. The transcript has 4 exons. The annotation marks the transcript as partial. Gene Ontology annotation, molecular function: transcription coregulator activity. Gene Ontology annotation, cellular component: nucleus. The record is from RefSeq and is a predicted model, not a curated record.
UUUCAGGAUGAAUUAGGGGGUCAGGAAGAAGAAGGACAUGAGGAAGAAGAGGAAAAAGAGGAAGAGGAAAGUCCCCUGCAGGAGCCACCUGGCAAUCUGGACAAUAUUCAGUAUGAGGAUCCAUUAGCAGAUGUCUUGAAGCAGCGAUAUCGUACAGUGCGGGAGCAGCUGGCGGCAGUGAAGAAACGGAAAGCUCUGUUGGAGAGUAAAGGAGUGUCAGUACCUCCACCCUGCCCUCAACGCCCCUCCAGCCCCAUAACAUCCUUGACCAUGAACACAGCUCAGAAGCUACAGCUACAGCAGCAGAUCCAGCAGCACGUGCAGCUCCUCACGCAGGUGAACAUGUUGUGCAGUUCGGUUAAAGGUCUGGAGACAGAGGCUUCAACAAGCAGACAGUUCUUGUUGGAGCUGCAGAUGUUUGCCCAGCAUGGAGACCAAACCUGCGGUCCAGUAGAGCAUGGCUUCACCAGCAUCUUCAAAGCCUGCAACCUUCAGGGUGCUAUUUCUCUUCUGGAGGAACUAGAUCAGUCACCCAAAGGAGACUCUACAGUCUCGAGUCCAUGUUUCCCUGGUAAUUUUUCUAAACAU